Messenger RNA from Cylas formicarius (sweet potato weevil), 1001 nucleotides. RefSeq lists its product as uncharacterized. The transcript has 7 exons. Lineage: Eukaryota; Metazoa; Arthropoda; Insecta; Coleoptera; Brentidae. The record is from RefSeq and is a predicted model, not a curated record. Bases 21 to 950 code for a protein of 309 amino acids.
UCAUUCUAUGUCUGUCACAUAUGAGACCAAAAUAUUACAUCCACUUCGGACCUAAAGAUACUAGUCGGGUAAAUAUUUGCUGGAAAGUUUGUCAUUUGUUCAUAUAUAUCGGCCUUUUUAUCGUCUCCAUGGGCGGCAGCUUGGCCAUAUGGGAAAUCCUCAAUAUGUAUAAGUACCACUGUAUCUUAUACGCAAAGGUAGUAUUCAAAACUUACAUCCCUCGGCAGACGGAUGCUAUCAAACCGACAGAUGACUCUGUCGGCAAAGUCUCGUUCGUCAACGACACGCAACAUGAAUUUGACUGGAACAGCUGGUACGCAAGAGUGAAAAACCGGACGACAGGCAAACCUUUCCUCGAAGGAACAAUUUCUAUGAGAGAAACAAUUUUCGCUACUGACUUGAUGUGCAACCUGAUGCUGUUUCCACCUCUGGCGUCUGCCGUGACGUCGAUAUUUUUAGGGUUUUGGGUUUUGCUGAGCGCCAGAGGUGGGUCUGGAUAUCCCGGCGAUUUGAUGGCGAACCCCUGGAUGUGUACCUACCCUUUCCUGGGAAUUUGCGCAUUUAUGACGAUAUUGAGCGUGGUGUGCGACCGAUUAUUUUACAGAGGCCUCACCGCGUUUUGCCUGAACUACAAGCAGUUUACCAAAAGCGAUAUUUUUAGAUGUUGUUCUCAAAUGGACCAGUACACCAGACAAUUUAAUCUUGGGGAAGAAAAGCCAUUUUAUUUCUUCUACAUAUUGGGGAUGAUCAUGAUACAGCUCCAUACGGCACUCUGGAUACUUCAGACCUUGCUCUAUGUGAUGAGGAUACUUUGCCUGGUGGACUUUACGAUCUACUUGACCAGAAUUCGCCUCAACGAUGACGCGCAUAAAAUGGUGAACUAUAACGAUCUCGAUGACCUCCAGGUGAAAAGCGUCGUGCUGAAGUUCGUGGAGGAUAAAGAGAAAUAAACAGCAUUUUGUUUAACUUACGACCAAUAUUUUGGCGCCAUGAGGCUAGCU